Messenger RNA from Porites evermanni, 10312 nucleotides. The record is from the annotation of a GenBank genome assembly. Lineage: Eukaryota; Metazoa; Cnidaria; Anthozoa; Scleractinia; Poritidae.
GUCUGUACAGCCAAAGUAGAUCUUGGAAUUUUGAUAGAUGGUUCUGGCAGUAUAGAACAAACGGGACCUGGGAACUUUAAGCGGGAACUUAACUUUGUAAAGCAGAUUGUCAGUGCAUUCGAAGUCUCCAGAGAUGGCACACACGUUGGGAUUAUAAUUUUUUCUAGCGAUGCCAAGGUUUGUAUGCAAUUUUUUUUUUCGUCUGGUAAUUAUGAGCUUGGUAUCAGUAUUAUUAGUCAAUUUGAACUGGCAAAGUUCCUUUAGCCUUGGACCCUAUGCAGAAAAUAGGCUAUUAAAGGGAAUAGUAUUCUGAUAAUUGAAUUCAUAAGUACAGUACUGGAUCUACAGCAAGUGAGCGAAAGACUGGUUAUAAUGUGCUUUUUAAUUUUAAUACCAUAAAAAAUAUUAUUAUUCAUCUAAAAUAUUUCCCCAAUUCUGAUUGUCUAAAAGCACACGCAUAAUUCACCAUAACCAGUUACUGAUGACCAAAUUUGGAAGAAUUCUGUGUUUAACGAGGAAAUCACGUCAAAAAUGCAGCCUUCUGCAGGUUAAGGCACCGUUAACUGAGAAGACCUGGGGACGAGGUUGAGUUGUUUUGGUUGUGAAAAAAAAAUGGCGGACAUUUCACUCGUUUUCAAGAGUAAGAACUACAGCUGGAACUAGGCGAAAUAAUAACUAAAAACAUGGCAAAAACAGCAAGAACACAACUCAGAGGGCGACAUCUGCUAUUUGGAGAAUAUUUGCGGAGCUGGACAAUACCUAGACGUACAGUAUCGAAGAUGAACUUAACAUCGAUGCAGGUAAGCAUGUUUCAGCUAUGUUUUUAAACUAGGAAUUAUUUUGAAUGAAUAAUAAAGCAAUUAAUGAAUUCGGCUUUCGUAGGAUAUGAAGAAUUAAGCAGAUCUCGGAGGGUGUUAUCCACCUCGGCCUUCGGCCUCGGUAGAUAACACUCUCCUUGAUCUGCUUAAUUCUUCAUAUACUACUCAGCCUCAUUCAUUAAUUGCUAAUUAUACAAUUUUGAUAAUAUUGUUUUUUAUCUUUGGCCUAAGCCUAGCCGCUAUUCCUGCUUGUCCGAUAUUGUAACAGUUUCCAUUACCUGACCAAAUCAUUCACAUUCCUCGUUAGGCCCGGUUCUGUGGCCAAAAAAACGAUCGGCAAGCCGCGUUUUUUGCACUUUUUAGGUAGUUUCUGGCUUUGAUGAGCACUAUGACGAAAGCAGCACCUUAGCAGCAAUAGACAACAUUCAGUAUCCAAGAAUGGGUACAAAUAUCGGCCGCGCCUUGGAAUUAGCAAGAAACAACCUUUUUGGGAAAAGUGCUCGUCCAGGCAUUCCUAACAUGCUGAUCGUUCUUACCGAUGGGCAAUCACAAGAUCCUGUGACUGACGCGGCACAGAGAUUGCGGGAUUCUGCUGUGACCAUAUUUACAGUGGGGAUUGGUAAUGGUUACGACAUAGGACAGUUGAGGGAUAUGGCAACAGACCCAGAUUCACAACAUGUGUAUAAAGCGACCUUCAAUAACCUAGACGAAGUCGUUAAAUCCAUAAAGGACAGAGCUUGCAUGGGUAAAUUAGACACUUGAUUUUGUCAUCUGCUUUUAGUCCAAAAAGCCUUUUACCUCUUUAAAUGUGAAAAGUUUAUUAUUUAAAAAUCUGUUGUUAUUCAUUUUCCAGUCAAAAAAAUGUUAUUGUUUAUAAGAUUAUUCAUUUUAUAUUGAUGAGAAUGUGGUCUUCUGUCUUCCGUUUUAGGUGCUGGUGGAACAACCAAACCUCCACGUAAGUUAUAUAAGAGAAAUAAGGUCUACUUUAGACAUCAGACAUUGUUCUAAGGGCAGUGGCGGAUCCAGGGGAGGGGACCGGGGGGCCCGCCCCCCUUAUUUUUAGACCAAACUGAGGCCCGAAGGGCCGAAAGAUUGUUUUGGAGACCGCCUCGCCCCCUACACUUUUCAUACAAAGUAAAUCAUCAGCUUGGUGAAACUUAGAAAUAAUACUAAUGGUGAUCCGGCACUGUCUUAUCAAAAAAAGUUUCAGAAGAUGAGAAGAGAAGCUGGAAAAACCAGUUUGAAUGACUCUUGUGCCAAUGUUAUUGCUAAAUUUCACUGUAUAAAGAAUGAGGAGCACCAUUUAAGUUUUCAAAGGAAGAUACCAUAGUUAUCUUCCCAAAAGCGGGCAAAAUGAAAAGCAAGAGGUGUCACGGAAGAGGGGAGGUGGUUUGACAGGCAUUCCGGUUGUUAUACUACUACAUGAGAAAUUUCUGCAAUUUGAUUGGCUUAGAGCAGUGGUACUUCAGCUUAAUUUGAAAUACCUACGUGUGAAAAUUACAAAACCUUCUAUGGGUAGUAGUAUAAACAAAUAAUAGCAUGAUUUAUACGUGAUAUUUGGCAUAAAUACCACUCGUGAUAUUUCAAAACUGUCUCAAAUUACACUCGCCUAACGGCUCGUGAAAUUACGUAUAACAAUUUUGAAAUGUCACUCGUGAUAUUUAUGCCAAAUAUCACCACAAAUCAUGCUAUUACCUAUACUAAUGGAAUAUCAAAGGAUUUCUAUAUCAAACUAUCUGAGAUUUAAACUAAAUUUCUGUAUUAAUCAGUUUAUGGUUUUUUCUUUCUUGUUUGUUUGAAAUAGCUCGAGCGCCUGUUCCUACGAUUUCAAGUAAGUUUAAAGCGCUCGUUCUCGUGAACAAAAAGAGAUUUACUGCAUGCUAUUUUGAAGUACAGAUAAUACCAUGACAGGACAAGUCUCCCAGUUUACUUUAUGGGGAGUAUAUUAGAGUAGUUGAUGUUAAUUCUAUACGGAAUCAACUGAAUUAAUUAGCUUGUUUGGUGAUGUCUAUGAUGUGUACCAACCGAUCAUGUUCAUGUCAUCAUAAUAAAUGUGUUCGUCCUUGGGUGACUGGUCAUGCAAUGAACCGGUCGGAAACGGGACCUUCAAACCGCGAGGAGGAGAUUCCGAGACAAUAAGACGAGCUCGGUUUCUGACUGCUCUUGCCCAAAUUUAAGUAAAUAACCAUCUGUUUUGGAUUGCUACUCUUUCUCAAUAACGUUUCUCAACAACUGUCUUUAACAAGAACACCAAAUUCAUCGCAAACAAUUGCAAAGUUUGAUAUUUGAACAUUUUUCCACUGAUGGUCUCCUUGCCUUGUAGUAUGUAAAGCCAAGGUGGACCUUGCCAUUCUUGUAGAUGGAUCAGGAAGUAUAGAAUACUUUGGCAAAGGGAAUUUUAAAAGAUGCCUCCGCUUCGUCAAAAGGCUGAUCAGAGGGUUCAACAUUGCCAGAGAUGGAACGCACGUUGGAAUUGUUGUAUUUUCCCAAAAGGCAGACGUUAUUUUUGGAUUUGAAACAUAUUUCAGUCUUCCACAAAUCUUAAAAGCUAUUAACGGGAUUCGAUAUCCUGGUAGAAGCACUUACACCGGAAGGGCAUUGGACGUGGUGCGGACGAGCUUGUUUGAUGCCAGUGCAAGGCAGGGCGUGCCUAAUAUACUGGUGGUAAUGACCGACGGUUCUUCACAGGUCAGUUUCAGAAAGUAAAUAAAUAUUUGUAUCGUUUAAAAGUAUGGUUAUUGUUCAUCGCGGCAACGUACAAUGGCUACUAGAAUCGCAUAAUCCUUCUGGGGGGGAGUUAAGCAAGAAUUUGAUUAUGCGUCUCGUGGUUAGUCCAGCAUAAAGUCGGGCCAAAAAGCAUUAUGAGUCUGUAUAUUGUCUGUAGAUCGACUUGAAAGCCGCAUGAGAUCGAUAGUUCCGCUAAGUGUAAUGUACGACUGUGUAAAUUGUCGAUGUACAAAUUAUGUGUUCGUAUGGUUAAAUACCAUAAAUGCCAAUACUUGUUAGUAUAACGAUGGGCGAAAACAGAUUUUUUUUUUUUUUAUCAAGAAGAACUAUCUGGCUUUGCACAUCUGAAAUGACAGAGAGCUGAGAGCGUCUAAUAGUUCGGCAUCCCGACUUUGUAAGUUACCGUGGAUAGCCACGAUCGCUAAGAAAAUCAACAUCAGGGCUUUGAAUUGGCUCUUUUCCUAUCUUCCAUGGACUACCUGUACGUGAUACAAUAUAUAUAAAUUCUUUAUUUUUCCUCUUUUGUAGGAUGAUAUAGAUGAGCCUUCAAAAAAAUUGCGAGAUAUGGGUGUAACAGUUUUUAGUUUGGGCGUGGGAAAUGCAUUUGAUGUGAAUCAACUUAAUACCAUGGCAACAGACCCGGACCGUGAGCAUGUGUUUACAGCAGAUUUUAAGCAAUUAGGUUCCUCGGUUAUUGAGAAGAUCAAAGAAAAAGCAUGUAAAGGUGAGUUGUGUUUGCACUUUUGAAGGGAGGCAGCUUGGUCGAGUGGUCAGCGCGUCGGACUCGCAAUCCGGCGGUCCCAGGUUCGAGUCCCGCCCUGGCCUCUUGCUGGAUUUGUUCUCGGUCAUCCCGAGCUCAAAUCCUCGGUCACGCUUGUAAAUAGCCAACUGGUUGGCUCCUGCCAGUUUCGGUUUCAAAUCCUGCUAUGCUGUAUUUGAAUUAUUUGUUUUCUAAGUAUUUACUGAUUGUAAAGCUCUUUGUAUCACUAAGAGAAAUUCGCUAUAUAAGUGUAUAUUAUUAUUAUUACUUGGUUAAGUCACAUGUUCCAGUGCCAGUGGUAGUGUUCUGGUGUCAUACAAAAUUCUUCAAAGCUUGAUAAAAUUAAUCCUCUUUUUUUAGGUUCUGGUGGAGUACUUCAACCUGUAGGUAUGAUCUUGGUAUUUUCAAGCUCUGUUUUCCAAAGAGCUCUGUUUCGUUUAGCUCGUGGAAAUGAGUAUUUUAAAAAUCGUAUUCUCUGCAUGCUGCAGCGUUGUCUUUUCUUUUGAAAAAAACCCUUAGUUCCAUAUCGUCAGGCUCCUCAGUCUAAUUCCGUACCUAGAUCUCUCACUCUAUCUUACGCUGGGAGAUCUGGGUUGAAGAUUCCUGUCCCCGACGUACUUAGAAACCGACGCGAAAUAUACUCACUGCUAGUUAAACAUAGUUUGAGUCUUCAAAAGUAGGUGGAGCAUGAUCGUCCAGGUGAGCGUAGUCCUGAAUAGUAAUGUCGUUGACAGUGACUGACAUAACUCAGAAAAUGACUAAAGCACAGGUUGUUGAAACGUCAGUCACCAUCAACAACAGUCCUUUUCAGGACUACGCUCAACCGGAUGAUCAUUCUCCAUCUACCUUUGAAAUGACCCUUGGGUUCAACCCUUGUACAGUUUUAUAGCUGGAGACUAGAAUCCAAUUUUACGCGCACGGGUUACCGGAAUCACAAGACUUCUAGUUGUUUCGCUCGUGCUUAUGCUUUGGGGGAUACGGUUACAUUAGCAUUUUCUAUUGCAACAUAAUCUCACCCCCUACCCCGACUCUUAUAUAGCCUCCUGCAGGGCGUGUCUCCUUCUCGCGCGCCCGUUUUUUCUUGUGCUCACUACUUCCAAGCGCCUGCUACGCAGGCUAACUCUUAUAUAGCCUAUGUAAUCCAGAUUCACUUGAAUUUCGGAUAAAAUAAUCAGUAUAUAAUUGGGAAAGGCGACGUGCAAGCAAAACAGCCAAAAAAUUGGUAUUCAUUUUGGUACCUUCUUUCUUGCAGCGGCAAAUAGGCUGCCAUCAGGGAAAAGGCUAAAACGUGAGUAGAUUUAUGUACGAUUGUUUUAGGUGUGCGUUUGCAAAGUGUCCAAAUUUCCGCGAAUUUCCUUCUAAGGAACUGUCGUGGUAUUCGCCAGGGGAUGAAAUGAAACUCAGUCUCUGGGAGAUAUGGGGUAGAAUGUGCGUAAAAUGAUGAAGUGCUAGCUAGGAUAUAGAGACUACUGCUGAAAAUGCGUUCAGAUAAAGCUUUCAUCUUAAUUUGCGGCUAUUGAAUUAAUGUUGAAUCAAUCUUAAAAUUCUUGAGCCUUUAGCGCUCCAAUUUUGAAUCUUUGACAAAUAAUUACUGUCUUGCCUGGCUGCAAAGAAUAUUUUUAUGACUUCAUGUAUGUAUGCAAGGCGGUGUAGAUUUUCUUAAUUUUGAAUUUCCUUGACUGAACCGAUCUCUUAUUUUUUUACAGAAUGCUUGCAGCCUCUCGGAAUGGAGAGCAAAUACAUACCGGACUCUCAGAUCACAGCCUCGUCUGAGUGGAACAGUCAUCACGGCCCUUCAAAUGCCAGACUGAACUUUCAGGCUGGAGGGGGAAGAACUGGUGCAUGGUCUUCUAAAACUAAUGACGUUAAUCAGUGGCUGCAGGUGGAUCUCGGACAGAAAACAAGGGUGACAGGUAUAAGGACUCAGGGACGAUCAGACUUUAACCAGUGGGUUACAAGCUUUACCGUUUCCUACAGUGACGACGGCGUAAACUUCACACCNAAAACUAAUGACGUUAAUCAGUGGCUGCAGGUGGAUCUCGGACAGAAAACAAGGGUGACAGGUAUAAGGACUCAGGGACGAUCAGACUUUAACCAGUGGGUUACAAGCUUUACCGUUUCCUACAGUGACGACGGCGUAAACUUCACACCCUAUAACCCAAACACGGUAUGGAAUGAUUGUAUUCCAGUGCUGAUAUCUUUUGCGAAAAUCACAACAACGUUUUACACAUCAGUUUUUACUCAUUGUACUUAUCCUGACCCAGGCAAAUAGUAAUUGUGAUUCCAAGAGACAAACUUGCCCAAUGCAUUGUUGAUCGUGAAAAUGGUUUAUCUUUUUCAAUUGUAGGACUUCAGUGGAAAUAGCGACCGUAACACCGUUGUGACAAACCGUUUUAGACCAUCCAUCCUUGCUCGCUACGUUCGUGUUCAUCCUAAAACAUGGGGCGGACACAUCUCUAUGAGGAUAGAGCUCUUGGGUUGCGCAUCAGGUAAUGCCAACCGGUACAACGGGAAUGCAGUCGUUUCUUCCGGAAGCAGCGACCUCCCAAUAUACUAAGAUUUGGUAGUCGCUAAAAGGGGGUUCUUGCACCUCACGGGCUUGUUUUGAUUAUAUGACAACUGGCGACAAAAUUGUUGAGACAUUGUCCUCAAAUGGGAUAACUCGUGAGAACAAAACAAUCCAAACCUCCCCCUCUCCUCCAUUAAAUGUAGGUGUUUGAUGUUUUCUACAGGAAGCUCGAAUAGCGGCACAACAUUGAAUGGAGGGGAUGGGGGAGCGAAAGCUUUCUUUUCCCCUUUUUAAGAUAGCAAAACGUUAGAAUGGCCCUUUAGGGCGAAGUGUUUCAACUUAUUUUGUCGCCGAUUGUAGUUUGUUAUGAGUUUAGUUUGGAGACAUAUUGACCUUCACUUUGAUUCUUAUAUGAAACAGCAUCAACUGAAUAAUGUAUUUCGUCACGCCGAAAUACCUGUCUCCUGUGGUAACACAAUUAGUUACCAAUGGUUUCUGUUGACACGAUGAACUUUCAGGGUCUUAAUAUUGUAAUUUUAGUUAAGUUUCCGCUAUCAUUUUGUUUUUCGCGUUAAAUCUCUCCAACCAAAUUAAAGAUAACUGCCGUCAGGGAGCACAAUACCCGUGGUAACUAUUUUUAGAAUAGCGUCCCAUAUGCAGUAAUCCGGCAGAGGAAGUGCAAAAACCACUAGUUAAGUCAUUUUGGCACCUGAUAAAACUUCAGGAGUUCUCAUUUUCUGUCUAGUAGAAUGUGAUCCCCUCACCAUCUCUGACAAUUAAUUCCUUAUUGCAUGUUUUGUCAAAGGACUACUGAUAUUUUUCGUCCAUUCCCGUAUUAUCGUGCUCAUUUUUUGCUUGCGGGAGCGGGACGAAUGUCAUUGCGGCGAAGGAUACUAAGUGAGUAGAUUUAUGCGAAUUCGCAGCUACUUGGAAAUUGUAUUACUUACUGAUCUCCAGACUUCGUUCAUAAUGGCCAAAAUCAUUGUUUUACACUGACGAAUCACCGUAAGUGAAAGCCCCUGAUCUGGCACUCUUUUAGUUGGCCUCAAAGUUUUGCGAAGGUGUUCCAACGUUGGAUUAAUGAGCUUCUACAGAAAUUGCUGUAGCGCAAAUAGUUAGACACUAACAUAUAAAAUGCUUUCUCCUAUUUCUAGGAUAUUAUACUGUCGGAUGUUUUAAAGAUAGCCCCGAUCGCGCGAUUCCAACAAUGGAAGGAAAAGAUCCUAUUCUGGAUGGAAAGUACCCUGUACGUAAGAAUCCCAUUGUAAAGUGUGCCAAAGCAGCUUUGAGGGCAGGCUAUAAAAUGUUCGCAGUUCAGGAUGGUGGAUGGUGUGCAGCCAGUGCUACUGCACCACAGACCUAUAACAAACAUGGCAGAUCUGCUGCUUGUAAACCUGAUGGCGAGGGUGGACCUUGGGCUAAUCAAGUUUACUCUUUUAGAAGUAAGAUGUUUGAUUCCCGAGUUCAGUUAAGUUUGUCGGCUCUAUUAUUAUUUUACAUGAAGUAGAAUUCCUUUGUUUGUUUUCUUCUAGCAGGGAGUUCAUGAUUAAUGCCUCCAAAUCAGAUUUCUGAAAACCUGAGUGCAGCUUUGAUUGUUUGAGGUGGUCAUGCAAAAAUAUUCAGGAGGAACGAAUAAAAAAUUCCGUAUUGUUUGGCUGUUGUUAAUUUAACACGACGCUUUAACUCUAUAAAGAGGUUUAAAGAGUACCAGAUUUGAUUUUAACAAUAUUUAGUGUUAUCUUUAAUCCUGAUUUCGUAGACAAAAUUGCCUAGUUAGAGGGAAAUAACUAAAAUUGCUGAACUGUUUUUAAUUUAAAAAUUCCAAACCUGAAUGUCACUUUCUCUUCCUGGUAGACCUUUGCUUGCGCUCUUUUACCCAGUCAUCCUAAAUUCAUUGCAGGACCCGUUGACUUCUUUGCCGUAUGUUGAAGAGUUUGUGGCUCAUAGCUGUACUACCUAAGUGGCCCAGAUUUUCCUCUGUAAAUUAUCGUCAAUCGCAAUCCUCUGUCUGGAAAUGACAACUCAGCAGUUUCUGGCUCCUCCUCUCGGACGGUUCCAGAUAGUUAUCCGAAUGUUAAGCUCAAAUACCGCUCAAAAGCUUCUUUGUGUAUAAAACCUUGUGAUUUUUCAUCACUCGACGUUACUGUUUUAAGCAUGACUUAAGACAACUUAUUCGAAAUGCGACUUUGAAAUCUUUGCAUAUAAUUAACUCACUGAAAACUAUUUGGAGCUUUGUUUAUACCACCAAUAUCACAACGGAAUGUAGAGAUACAAAAGAAGGUGAAAGGUAGACGCGCUUUUCUUUAUUUCAUUUUUGGAUCCCUUAGAAUCCCGGCCAUUAAAGGUUGAAGAUAAAGAUAAGCCGUUUAUCGCCUUUUAGCUCGUAGUCAUUUGAUAUAUCCACCUCGGGCUGCGGCCUCGGUCGAUAUAUCACAUGAUCACCCCUCGCUUCAAGCUAAUAACCCUCAGUUAUAGACCUAUUUCAUAAUGGCAGCCUGGUAAUAUAUUUUUUUAUGUGUAUGAUAAUUCUCCUUCCUGACCUCGCUGGGCCGCCAUUAUGAAAGAAGUCAGUAUAUUUGUGUUCUACUGAGGAGUAGUAAGACCAAGCGGGUUAACACCACGAACGUCGGAUAUGAAGGGCCCGAAGGCUCAAGCCUUGCAAUCGCGUUUCCUCAGUAAAACAGAAUUUCUCUUCCUCUUUGUGUCUCUUCAAGGUGUCUAAAUAUGUACUGGUGACAUGCUGUUAGAGACAACCCUGCUGAAGUUAAAAAAAAAAAAAAAACGGUUCUGUAGUCGAAGGCGCCAGCAGAUUCCCACCUACAAUUAUUAAAAAAUCGAAUUUGAGUGUUUUUAUCACGGUUAAGACGAAUAAUUGCAGCAGGAAACCCAUACCAUUACUUUCCAGGAAAAGGUGGAUUUUCUGCGGAUGCAGUUGGCGAAGACAGUGAGGAAAUUAUUGGGGAAGACGAAAUGAAGGAACAGCUAGAUUCUGAUCUCAGUGAGCAGACGGUUUACGAAGCCGCCAAUGGAGGAGUUUUAGAUGAGUUUCAAAAUGACGAGGAGCAGGCGCUAAAUGCAACAAGGCAGGGUGAAUAUGAAAACCAAAGCGAUCCCGUAGGAGCUGAAUUUGACCAGCAGAUGACUGAAGCGGCGUAUAACAUUGCUGGGAAUAGUGAUGCUGAACUGGAACAAAAGACUACAAAGAUUUUUAAUAAUACUGGUAUGUCCGAUGAAAUAGAUAAUCAGGGUACAAAUUUAGCUUAUAAGCAGAAUGUGUCAGGGAUGUCACUGGCGAGAGGAACAGAACCUUUGAAGAAUGAUUCCCAAAAAGAAUACAGAGGUAUGGGAAUAAAGGCAUCAGUUCCUAACAUUGGAAAUAGAAAUCCUGUUCUUGAAAUGGAAGGAACAACAGUCUCUGACGAGCAGAGAACAGCUGCGAUGGAGCAGACGGAAGAGCCGGGAACCUUGACUAACGAAGAACCGUUCUCCCAACUUUAA